Messenger RNA from Laetiporus sulphureus 93-53, 524 nucleotides. Its product is annotated as 60S ribosomal protein L32. Lineage: Eukaryota; Fungi; Basidiomycota; Agaricomycetes; Polyporales; Laetiporaceae. Gene Ontology annotation, cellular component: ribosome; cytosolic large ribosomal subunit. The transcript has 6 exons. Bases 40 to 423 code for a protein of 127 amino acids. Gene Ontology annotation, molecular function: structural constituent of ribosome. Gene Ontology annotation, biological process: translation. The record is from RefSeq and is a predicted model, not a curated record.
AAUCUCGCCGCCCUCCUCAAGCCCCUCAGAUUAACCGCCAUGGUCAAGGUCCUCAUUGUCAAGAAGCGCACGAAGCCUUUCAAGCGCCACCAGUCGGACCGUUACAAGAGCGUGAAGGAGGCAUGGCGGAAACCGAAGGGUAUUGACAAUCGGGUACGGCGUCGGUUCAAGGGGCAGCUGCCCAUGCCCAAGAUUGGUUACGGUAGCAACAAGAAGACUCGCCACCUGCUGCCCAACGGCCUGAAGAAGUUCCUGGUCAGCAACGUGCGAGAAGUUGACCUUCUUUUGAUGCACAACAAAAGCUUCGCGGCUGAGAUCGCUCACAACGUCAGUAGCCGUAACCGUACAUCAAUCCUCGAGAGGGCGAAGGCUUUGGGUGUGAAGGUCACGAACCCUGCUGCUCGUCUGCGGUCAGAGGAGUAGUUGGCCGUCGUUCUGCAUUUGUUUCGUUUACUUUUUUGCACGUCUCUCGCCAUGUAAUUUCUCUAUCGUAUUCGACGGCAAUAAGCUGUAUGCUUAGGGCG